Molecule: messenger RNA, 1503 nt
Organism: Ogataea angusta
Lineage: Eukaryota; Fungi; Ascomycota; Pichiomycetes; Pichiales; Pichiaceae
Exons: 1
Coding region: 1-1503 (500 amino acids)
Molecular function (GO): actin binding
Source: RefSeq, a predicted model, not a curated record
AUGUCAGCUCCUCCGCCACCUCCUCCUCCUCCGGCGCCGCCAAUGGGCGGGCCGCCCUCGCAGGCGCCGGCAAAGCUGCCAAAGGUGACUCCCGACAGAGACGCGCUGCUUGGCGACAUCCGCAAGGGCAAGGCGCUGAGAAAGGCCGUCACCAACGACCGGUCCAAGCCCAUGGUCGGAGGGCUUGCAGACUCGUCUGCGUCUUCACCAGCAAUCGGCACCCCCAGCGCGCCGGCUGUGCCCUCUGCGCCAGCAGUCUCCGCGGGAGUGCCGCAAUUGGGCGACAUCUUUGCCGGUGGAAUGCCUAAACUCAGACACAGAGGUGACAGCGCAAAGGCACCAGCAGCGCCAGCACUACCGGCCACGCCCGUGCCAGCGGUGCCUGCGGUGCCCUCGGGGCGCCCAAAACGCGACUCCAAGAAUAUAAGCGCGCCUCCCGUCCCAGGAACCGCGCCGCCAGUGCCAGCAGUGCCAACGUCUUCGGCACCUCCUGUUCCUGGCGCACCGCCGCCAGUGCCUUCGUCUGCAGCGCCGCCGCCGCCUCCGCCUCCCUCUUCGUCUGCCCCGGUGCCUCCCCUGCCGGCCACAUCGGCUCCACCUCCACCGUCGUCAUCAACAGUCCCCCCUCCACCACCAGUUCCAUCUGCCCCGGCAUCACGCCCACAGACCACCUCUUUCGGGCCCUCGAAGUUACCCACACCAGCCGCCAACCCUGGCCCUUCGCCGGGCGCUCUCCCGUUCCUAGCACAGAUCAACGCCAGAAGAGACGACUCGCACGUCGUCAGCGACGAGGACGUGAAGACAGAAAAUCCAGCACAGCCAAAGGUCCCUGCCGUGCCCUCCAUGGCCGCUCCGCCGGUGCCUGCGACGAGCGCGCCUGCUGCCCCGCCAACCCCUGCGGCAGCACCCCCAGCGCCGCCAGUGCCUGGCAUGGCCAAACCGCCUGCCCCACCCACCCCUUCAGCCCCGGCUCCCCCACAGCCACCUGUUCCGUCCGCUGCUCUGCCCUCUCCACCUCCUCCUCCGGCGCCAGCUCCCUCGCUGCCGGCUACCAAGGCUCCUGCUGCACCGCCUCCGCCUCCAGCCCCGGCUCCGCCUGCGCCGACUCCUCCCUCGCCCACGUACACCCCAUCGGUGGCGCCGACAGCCGCGCCGGCACCCCCUAAAGUGUCUGCUCCGGCUGUGCCAGCCACGAAAAAAGCUCCUCCUCCACCACCGCCAGCAGAGUCCAAACACAGAUUCACGCUCUCGCGCUCCAAAGCGCCCGACGAGAACAAAAUCAACACCCAGCAGGCGGUCGGGUCGGACCUGCGCAAGAUCGACGCCUCGAUCUACACCAUCGGAGCACCAGCCACCUCGACAAAGAUCCAGAUCGACGAGUCGCGGUUCCACUUCACAAACGAGGCAGACCUGCCCAAACCAAGACGCUUCGAAAACAAACAGAAACUGUAUCCGUCCGGAAGGGGCAGCUCUGUGCCGCUCAACCUUUCUCUCUACACCUGA